AUGGGACAGUUCAAACCUUAUAGUAUUCAGCUCAUUAGGAUCCAAGAGCCUUUGGUAUAUACUGAUGGCUCAGCAAUAAAGCCACCAGAUUUGAGAAACACUAAUUAUAAGUGUCCUUUCCCUAAUAGACUAGUCAAAACUUUUACAAAAGGGAGGGCAUUGGUUUUUGGGAUUUGCUUUGGUGUUGCUUUGGUUUCUCUUUUUAUUACUAUCUAUAUAUGAAAACGGUGAUGGAAAAUUCCUAUUGAGCCAUUAAUAGUAAAGGGAGAAAUUUCACUGCAAGAUUUUAUUGUUGGGAUUGCUAUUAUUGUUGAAUUUUUCCAAUUUUGCUCUAUGGGUCCUGAUUUCGAGCCAAUAAACUCUACCUUGGCAGAGAUAAGUAGCACCUUUUCAUUAAGUUUAGAUAGUGUUUUAAAGCUACGAAACGGCGUAUUUUGAGUUAUCGUUGAUGCUGUGUUUGGAGCAAUCGGGCUAUGGGUAAUUCUUUGCUUAGUGAUUCUUCUACGUCUUGAUGAGCAUUAUCCUAGAAUAUCUAUUUUUAUGUACUUAGAUGUCUUUGCUGACUAUUUUAUGCCUAUUUUGGGUGAUCUGUGCUUUAUUCCGUUUAUUUCUAUUUGUUUAGAUAUCUUCUUAUGUGAUCAAUCGAUAGGAAAUAAUUUUACAGAUAGUUUUCUUGCCCAAGAUUGUUAUUAUUUUUGCUGAAAAGAUGAGCAUUUAGCUUAUGCAAUUUUGUCAAUAUUUGCUUUAAUAGCUUACGAACCUCUUGCAGUAUUUUGUAGACCUCUAUGGCAAGAAUUGCAGCCACUUUUGCAUGUAAAAGCAAUCCCACUCUUCUUGAUGGUCAAGACAAUGAUUCAAAUAACAUUAGUUGUAAUGAACAAGACAGUUAAAAGAGCGCAAAGCACUCUUCAUGGAGUUCUAUUUGUAUUAGUUAUGAUUUUGUAUAUUAUUUUCCUUUUCAAAUUUAAGCCGUACAAUUAUCCAAGAUUCAGCUGAUGGCAAAUUUUGGUUUUAAUCGGAGUUCUCUGAUUAGCUAUUCUCUCAAUAAUAGCUCAAAGUUUCGGGGGAGACCCAUUUAUUUUGACAUCUAUUUUAAUAUUCGGACUGAUAAUCAUUGCUUUAAUUGGAGUUUAUGUCCAGCACAAAAAAUAUCCAAGUCUUUUAUUUCGCAGAAAAGGGCAAGAUACAACAAAUUUAUUUAAGUUCGCGUUUACUUUUGGGAAACAUUCAAAAAUUGCUCUAACAAAAAUCAGUCCGAGCAGCCUUUUAAAAUCCUCCUCCCAAAAAGCUGAAAAUCAGAGUUCUUAA
Messenger RNA from Blepharisma stoltei, 1308 nucleotides. The record is from the annotation of a GenBank genome assembly. Lineage: Eukaryota; Ciliophora; Heterotrichea; Heterotrichida; Blepharismidae.